Messenger RNA from Diprion similis, 3096 nucleotides. RefSeq names its product cAMP-dependent protein kinase type I regulatory subunit (gene Pka-R1). The transcript is spliced from 5 exons. Gene Ontology annotation, molecular function: cAMP-dependent protein kinase regulator activity. NCBI's taxonomy places the organism in Eukaryota, Metazoa, Arthropoda, Insecta, Hymenoptera, Diprionidae. Gene Ontology annotation, biological process: regulation of protein phosphorylation. The coding region runs from base 454 to 1572 and encodes 372 amino acids. Gene Ontology annotation, cellular component: cAMP-dependent protein kinase complex. The record is from RefSeq and is a predicted model, not a curated record.
AUGGCCGCGAGGAGGGAUCACGGCACAGAGCAUGCAUAUACCGUACAAUAAUUCGGUUGUGCGUGGAAUAUCGAGAUUCAAAGAUUUGUAAGGGUUAAUUGAUACAAAAGCGCGCACGUGAUCGCCUUAAAGGGGGGGGGGGGGGGGGAGGUGGGCGGGGGUGAUCUCUGUGAUAAACACCCGAAAGAGAAAAACGAUACGAAAGUAUAUCUAACGAAGGUAUGCGUAGUGAUCAUUGUGGCAUUACAAUAAUGUGCGUGCGGUUAAAUUAGCGGGUAGAAAGUAAACGACAUCGUCGUCGCCCCUUGUCAUCGGAAACUUAGAGGAAGGCGGAGAAGAUAUAAUAAUUGCAGUCGAAUAACAAUCGAGUAGGUCGUGGCGUUGCUGAGUGGCAGGGCAAGCAGGUAGCUACGUGUGUUGGUCAUCGAGUGUGUGGAUCUUGGAUACAACAAUAUGGCGGCUAACCUGGAAGAGGAGCAGAGUUUGCGGGAGUGCGAGGAGUACGUUCAACGACACAACAUUCAGCAGGUUCUGAAGGACUGCAUCGUCCAACUGUGCGUCGGUAGGCCUGAGAACCCAGUCUCAUUCCUACGCGAGUAUUUCCAAAAACUCGAAAGGGAACAAGCACACGAUGCAAAACAGCAGAGCGCGACGAGUCCUGAGGACACGGAAGAUAUGCCGGCCGGUCAACAGGGGCCGCAGGUGCCUCGACGCCGAGGAGGAAUUUCAGCAGAGCCGGUAUCAGAAGAGGAUGCGACCAGCUACGUUAAGAAGGUGGUACCAAAGGACUACAAAACUAUGGCUGCCUUGAGUAAAGCAAUUGCAAAAAACGUACUCUUCGCUCAUUUGGACGAGAACGAGAGAUCGGAUAUAUUCGACGCGAUGUUUCCCGUCACGUUUUUACCUGGCGAGCCAAUCAUACGCCAAGGAGACGAAGGGGACAAUUUUUACGUAAUUGAUCAAGGCGAGGUCGAGAUAUUUGUCAACAGUGAAUUGGUAACGACGAUAGGCGAAGGCGGCAGUUUUGGAGAACUUGCGCUCAUCAAUGGAACUCCGCGAGCAGCUACAGUUAGAGCAAAAACUAACGUGAAACUUUGGGGCAUCGACAGAGAUUCGUAUCGGAGAAUUCUCAUGGGUUCUACCAUUAGGAAACGCGACAUGUACGAGAAGUUUCUCUCGAGAGUUUCCAUAUUAGAAUCGUUGGACAAAUGGGAAAGGUUAACAGUCGCAGACGCAUUGGAACCCGUAGUUUUCGAUGACGGUGAAACGAUCGUUCGACAAGGUGAACCCGGCGAAGAUUUCUAUAUUAUUGUAGAAGGAAUGGCUGUUGUCCUUCAACAACGUACAGAAGGCGAGGAACCUUCGGAAGUUGGCCGUCUUGGGCCAUCGGACUAUUUUGGAGAGAUUGCGCUUCUAUUGGACAGGCCGAGAGCGGCCACUGUAGUUGCUACAGGGCCGUUGAAGUGUGUCAAAUUAGAUAGAGCACGGUUUGAACGUGUAUUAGGUCUCUGCGCCGAUAUUUUAAAACGCAACAUCACCCAAUAUAACAGCUUCGUGUCCCUUUCCGUAUAGCUGUCUCGCCGUUAUCUCAAAUAAUAAAAAAUCGCGUCGCGCCAUCCUCCCCUUGUAUACAACAAUCUACAACAAUACACCCUGACCGUUAAGAUUUAUUAUUUCAUUAAUAUUAUAUUUUAAUUAUUAUUAUUGUAUUAUAUACCAUCUAUUACUAAUAUAUUCAUAUUAUAUAAUAUUAGAAUCUCUACACAUAUAAAUAAAAUUGAAUGAUGAUUAAUACACAUUACGAAGAUAAUAUGUGUACUGUGUUGAUAAUAUGUUACACCAUAGACAUCACUGUACGUAAAUACCUUCAAAUUUCAAUUUACGUACAUGGAGGUUUUUCUUAUGUAUCGUGUUUAUUUCACUAUUAGAAAACGACGUUAAGGGUAACAGUAGAAAAUUCAAAACCUUGCAUCUAGAACCAUGUAUCGAUAACGUAAUGUAAAAAAUUGCAUCUUUCUAAAUGUUUGGAAAAAAACAACGAAAAGAUGUUCUUGAAAAAAAUUUUCCUGAUCAUUUUCGAAUUAGCGGAUGAACAAGAAAACUUCACAAUUAUAACACAAACAAAAAAUAGUACGUCGUAUAUUAAGGGCGGGAAGCGAGUGAUGACACGAAUGCGAUUUUCAGGAGGCCGUGGUGCGCGGCGGAGGGUCUCCUCCGAGGCUCAGUUAAAAAUCGCACAAUCAACGGCAAUCACUUUCCGCCCACGGUACACGCGAUACUUUUCAACCGUAACCCGCAUUGAAAGUUUGCCUUUGAGUGCACAAUCGUUCCUUAUCACGCAAUACCUACUCGAUUUUGCGCCAAGUAUCCGGGGAAGCGGGCGCAAAGUAUGCUUCUGCGCCCGCGCGCUUACGAUAUUUCGCGCCCACCUAUUCGUUUCCGGACGAGAAGAAGACACUUUCGCCCCACUUUACAUGGACGAAAAGUAAUACUUUCGGUGCAAGUUUAACAAAAAAUACUCCAGCCUGUCCACAAUGUUUCUUUACUUUUUGUUUACGAAUAGUUUAUAACAGUAGAUUUCGUAAUAAUAAAUAUAUGUUUCAGUAAUAAUAAUAAUAAUACUGAUGAGAAAACAGCAGGUAACACUACAGAAUGAAUCAAAGACGAGAGAUUAAUAGAAAAAUCUGAGGUAAAAAUAAUUUAUUAUGUAAACGAUAUUAGAUGGGCAAUGUAUUGUACAUUGAGGUAUGUAUGCCGUAAUUAUGUCAUCUAUGCAACAAAUAUUUACCACCUUAAUGUUUGAUUUAUGUGUGAUUGGAAAAUAUUUCAUGUGCAUCAUUUUCUCGAUGCACACAAGUGUUAUUUACGAUCAAUUUCUAUACAUACGUGAAUGCAAUAAAUCCACGAUGACGUUCUGCCUUUUCUUCCCUCGUUUACUUUCAUACUUGCGUUCUCUCUCUAUCACUAUCUCUCACACCCUCUUAUUCUCACUUUCUUUUCAUUAACUCUUUUAAAAUGUUGUCGAUCCAAUCAAUACACAUAUAACAUCAUACAUACAUACAUAUAUAAAUAUAUCGGAAACAAUGAAUAGUGUAU